UCACACUGGAGGUAAGUCUCUCAGUUUGUGUGAUAGUAGCCAAGUUGAACCUCCCACGUCACUGUGAGUGAUCUACAGCCGAGUUCAAAGGACACAAGCCCUGCCCUUGAGUCUGCCGGUGAGAGCGGAGCUGUGUUCUUUAUCAGGUGGAGGUUCUGCUGGGAGUCGACCACUGCAGCCUCGGUCAGCCUGGGAAUCACUUUCUUCUGCUGUAGCUCGUCCACCAACCAGAGUCAAGAUGCCGAAAACAGUCAACGUGCGCGUCACCACCAUGGACGCAGAGCUGGAGUUUUCCUUCCACCCCAACACCACAGGGAAGCAGCUCUUUGACCAGGUUGCCAGGACCAUCGGACUGCGUGAGAUCUGGUACUUUGGGCUUCAGUUUGUCGACUCCAAAGGAUUCAUCACCUGGCUGAACUCUGAAAAGAAGGUGAUGGUCCAGGAUGUGAGGAAGGAAACUCCGCUGCUGUUCAAGCUGAAGACCAAGUUUUACCCGGAGGACGUGAGCGAAGAGCUGAUCCAGGACGUCACCCGCAGGCUUUUCUUCUUGCAGGUGAAGGAGGACAUUCUGGGGGAGGAGAUCUACUGCCCUCCAGAGUCCGCUGUGCUGCUGGCCUCUUACGCCGUCCAGGCCAAGUACGGAGAGCAGGAGAAGUCGGCGCUUAAGCCAGGUUACCUGUCCUCCGAGCGCCUGCUGCCCAAGAGAGUGCUGGAACAACACAAGCUGUCCAAGGAGCAGUGGGAGGAGAGGAUCCAGAUUUGGCACGAGGAGCACAGAUCGAUGCUGAAGGAGGAGGCCAUUAUUGAGUACCUGAAGAUCGCUCAGGACCUGGAGAUGUACGGCGUCAACUUCUUUGAGAUCAAGAACAAGAAGGGAUCAGACCUGUGGCUCGGAGUCGACGCUCUGGGACUGAACAUCUAUGGGAAGGACGACAAGCUUUCUCCAAAGAUUGGAUUCCCCUGGAGUGAAAUUAGAAACAUUUCGUUCAACGAUAAGAAAUUCAUCAUCAAGCCCAUAGAUAAGAAAGCUCCUGAUUUUAUAUUCUACGCUCCACGACUGCGAGUCAACAAGCGCAUCCUGCAGCUGUGCAUGGGCAACCAUGAGCUGUACAUGCGCCGCCGCAAGACCGACACCAUCGAGGUUCAGCAGAUGAAGGCUCAGGCCAAAGAGGAGAGGCUGCACAAAAAGAUGGAGAGGGAUCAGCUGGAGAGUGAGAAGAAGAAGAGGGAGGCCAUGGAGAAAGAGAAGGAGCAGAUGGAGAGAGAGAAGCAAGAUCUGAUGACGAAGCUCCACGAGUUUGAAGAGACAACCAAGAGAGCAGAGAGAGAUCUUCAGGAGCAGCUGGAGAGGGCCGUGAGGCUGGAGGAGGAGAGGAGGAGGGUGGAGCAGGAGGCGGCCCGGCUGGAGGCUGAGAGGAUGGAGGCCAUAAUAGCCAAGGAGGAGCUGGCUAGGCAAGCUGAGGACCAGAUAAAGAGCCAGGAGCAGCUGGCCGCAGAUCUGGCAGAGUACAGCGCCAAGAUCACUCUGCUGGAGGAGAUCCAGAGAGUCAAGGAGGAAGAAGCUGAGUCAUGGCACAGCAAGGCGGUGGAGGUGGAGGAGAAUCUGAUAAAGACGAAGGAGGAGCUGCACAAUGUGAUGAGUUCUAAUUACUCGGCUCCCGUCCAAGCUCCUGUUCAAGCCCCUGAUGAGGCUCCUGCUUCCUCAUCCUCCUCCUCCUCCUCCUCCUCGGACAGCGAGAGCGACCACGAGCACAGCGAAGAGCAAAGCACCUGCAGCGCCGAGCUGCAGCAGCAGGACAUCAACGACCACCGCGAGGAGGAGGAGCGGCUGACCGAGGCCGAGAAGAACAAGCGCCUGCAAAAACAGCUCUUGGCCCUGAGCUCAGAGCUGGCAGAAGCCCGAGACGACAACAAGAAGACCCCGAACGACCUCCUCCACGCCGAGAACGUCCGGGUCGGCCGCGACAAGUACAAGACCCUGCGUCAGAUCCGUAUGGGCAACACCAAGCAGAGGAUCGAUGAGUUCGAGUCCUUGUAGAAAAAAAAACCUCAAGAGACCGGAAGAUGUCAACCAAAUACCUCAUGAAGGCCCCCCCGGUUCAGCAAUGCUGUCUUUAAACUUAAGUGUGAUGUAAUUGCAGCCCACACCUGAUUUUUAAAGACCAAGAGAAGCGUGAAGCUGAUCUGCGUAAGAGUACCUCCAUGAGUUUUAUUAUAUCGGUUUUAACUUUCGCUUGAAAAGCACUGUUUUUGUUUUGUUUUUCUUUGUAGCACUCAAACAUCUCCAGUGUGCUGUUUCAGUCCCAUUGAAAACAUUAAAACAUAUCAGAGAGCUGGUGUGCUCCUGAUAAACUGUAUGAACAAAAUUACAAAUAUUAAACAAUCAAAAACGAUAUCACAA
Anoplopoma fimbria (sablefish) is the source of this 2401-nucleotide messenger RNA. RefSeq names its product ezrin a (gene ezra). Gene Ontology annotation, molecular function: cell adhesion molecule binding; actin binding. The coding region runs from base 239 to 2038 and encodes 599 amino acids. Lineage: Eukaryota; Metazoa; Chordata; Actinopteri; Perciformes; Anoplopomatidae. The transcript has 13 exons. Gene Ontology annotation, biological process: positive regulation of early endosome to late endosome transport; positive regulation of protein localization to early endosome; regulation of cell shape. The record is from RefSeq and is a predicted model, not a curated record. Gene Ontology annotation, cellular component: filopodium; cytoskeleton; apical part of cell.